This is a messenger RNA of Aspergillus alliaceus, 3316 nucleotides long. It is a transcript of the gene fcpA, whose product is annotated as protein-serine/threonine phosphatase. Gene Ontology annotation, molecular function: RNA polymerase II CTD heptapeptide repeat phosphatase activity. The record is from RefSeq and is a predicted model, not a curated record. Gene Ontology annotation, cellular component: nucleus. The transcript is spliced from 3 exons. Lineage: Eukaryota; Fungi; Ascomycota; Eurotiomycetes; Eurotiales; Aspergillaceae. The coding region runs from base 543 to 2999 and encodes 818 amino acids.
CUAACCUUAACUUCUCACGCCUUUUCUUCUCUCUUUCAUCAUCACCUUUUCCUCACACGAUCCCUCCACCCCCCCCGACCCCAUCCAUCCUUCUCUCAAUCUCAACCCUGAUCAACUAAUCUUUUUCUUGCGCUUGUUGUGGCGCAUUUGCCUAUUACUCCUACCUACCCGGUAGAUAUUAUCUGUUGGUUGUUUCCCAGUCGCGUCAGCUGGUGGCGACGACCACCUGCGUACCUGAGCUACCUGAAUCCACAUCCCACCCCAGCGAACCCCAUUAAACAUAUCCGUGUCGCUCUUGCUGUGAAUCAUCCACUCUACGAAAUAUCGAGCUUCACAUAGGAUCGAUUCAAGCUCGCCCUUGUCGGUUCUCAGAUCCGCAGUUAAAGCGCGUCGGGUAUGGCUCCAUAGCUACCGGGACCGGGUUUCUACUCGCAAUUCAUGCACCUUACCCCUCUUUCAAUUGCUCUGUCAAUAGAGGUAGGGGUCUUCAUUGAAUAUUGAAUCAAUAAAAGAAAGAGAAACGAGCCAAGUCGUACAGGAGCAUGCUUCUUCGUUUACCGCCCAGCCUCCACUACCCGAUCACCGUCACCUCGCUGCUGAAACAGCCCGGCGACUUGGUGGAGCGGGACGAGGCUCUGUUCUGGUAUGUUUACCAAACGACCGUCACCGAGGGUGAUGGGCUGGGCAACAAGAUCGAGGUCCAGCGCAGGUUCCCGACCAAGUUCGAGUCGACUGUUGAUGGUGAGGUGGUCCAGUGGAAGAUCGCAAAAGGGGAUAUCAUCGAUGAACCUGUCGAGGUCAUUGAGAUUGAUGAGCCAUGUGCCCACGAAGUCCAGUUUGGGGGUCUAUGUGCGGAGUGCGGCAAGGACAUGACUGAAUCUACAUAUAACACGGAGGUGACCGACUCGAUGCGCGCACCGAUUCAGAUGGUCCAUGACAACACCGCACUAACCGUCAGCGAGAAGGAGGCUGCACGAGUGGAGGAAGAUGCGAAACGCCGGCUACUGUCAAAUAGAAAGCUUUCUCUGGUGGUGGAUCUUGACCAGACCAUCAUCCAUGCCACGGUUGAUCCAACUGUUGGAGAGUGGAUGCAAGACAAGGAUAAUCCAAACCACGAGGCCUUAAGUGAUGUUCGAGCAUUUCAAUUGGUAGACGAUGGACCGGGAAUGCGCGGUUGUUGGUAUUAUGUCAAGCUACGACCAGGGUUAGAGUCAUUCUUACAAAAUGUCUCAGAGCUCUUUGAAUUGCAUAUCUACACCAUGGGUACCCGAGCAUAUGCGCAACAUAUUGCGAGUAUCAUAGAUCCAGAGCGCAAGCUUUUCGGUGAUCGCAUCCUCAGUCGUGAUGAAAGUGGGAGUUUGACUGCUAAGAAUCUUCAUCGCCUGUUCCCUGUGGACACGAAGAUGGUGGUUAUUAUCGAUGAUCGUGGAGACGUCUGGCGGUGGAGCCCUAAUCUUAUCAAAGUGUCUCCGUAUGAUUUCUUCGUUGGCAUUGGCGACAUCAACUCGAGUUUCCUCCCUAAGAAACAGGAGUUAGGGGCAGUCGCCAAGACUGGAGACAAGACAGGCACAAAUACAUCAAAGUCGCCUCCACUUGAACAUCAUGUCAACGGCUCAACAACGAAACCAGGGGGAGAAGUGUCGGCGUUGGAGCAGCUUGUGACUAUGGGUGGCGGAGAUAACCCCAGACUGCUGCAAGAACAGACCGACGCUCAGGAAGAGACAAUAAUGCAUCAGGUUGAAGAUCGCCCCCUGCUGCAGAAGCAGAAAGAGCUAGAUGCCGAGGAAGACGCUUCUGAGAGCAUCGAUUCCUCUUCAAGCAUGGAUGAGUCGCAAGACUCAAGCAAACACCGGCAUCAUUUGCUGGAGGACAAUGAUCGAGAACUCUUCCAGCUGGAAGAGCGGCUUGAGCAAGUGCACAAACAGUUCUUUGAGGAGUAUGAUCUAAGGCGGACGAGGGGGUUGGGUGGACGAGUGGCCGCCCUGAGAGGCGAGAAGAUGCCAUCGAAAGAGAAGGAUGUUGAUCUGAAACUAGUGCCUGACAUCAAGGACAUCAUGCCACAGAUCAAGCGCCGGAUUCUCGGCGGUGUGGUCUUAGUGUUUUCCGGGGUACUUCCUCUCGGGACAGAUACCCAAAACGCUGACAUCUCUCUGUGGGCGAAGAGUUUUGGUGUCGCCAUUUCUCAGAAGAUCAACGCGAGGACCACACAUCUGGUGGCCGGCCGUAACCGCACAGCUAAGGUUCGAGAGGCGACGCGGUACACUAACGUCAAGAUCGUCACGACGCAGUGGCUCUUGGACUGUCUGACGCAAUGGAAAUGGCUGAAAGAGGAACCAUAUUUGCUGCCCGUCCACCCUGAUGACCGAGGAGAGCCAAUCUCGCCUGGUUCCAAGGAGAUGGAAAGCGGAUGGCUUUCGUCAUCUGAGGACACCGGUGGCUUUUGGACUGAGGAAGAGGAUGCUUCGGAAUCCACCGAAAAUAUUCUCAAAUCCACCGGACUCGACGAGCAUUCGCCCAUCGGUUACGAUGAGGACCAGCAAGCCGCUAUCCACGAGGAACUGAAAGAGUUCCUCGGCAGCGAUGACGAAAGCGAAAGUGACAGUGAGAUGUCGUCCUGGACGGAGGAAACGACCAUCAACAAGAAACGUAAGCGCGAUGAAGGCAAGGAAGGGGAAGACGACGAAGAAAAUCAAGAUGAAGAAGGCGAUCAGCCAGGCUCGCGCCUGUCACAACGUAUCAAGCGCUCCUAUGAGCGGAGCACUGGACUGAAAGAGGUAGCGACUGCGGAUCCCUCUCAAGAAUUACCCGUGCCUACAGAAUCCAAUGACGAGGACGCGCAGAAGCAACCGGAAGAGCCACCAUCCCAAGACCAAAUUGCCAAUCUCCCAGAAGACCCAGCAGACGACGACGACGAGCUAGAGCGGGAGAUGCUGGCCGCCUUUGAGGAUGGCGACUUUGACGAUAGAACGGAAGAGGACAUAGCGGCGGAGAAUGGAUGAUUCGUUUCCUGAUGAUUUUUGCUCGACUUCUCAUUCUGUUGUUUAUAUUGAGGCGUUUGAGGUGUAUGAGACGUUCCUGCAACUGGUCCGACGGCAGUUGUAGGGCGAGCACUAUAUUGUUGUUGAUAUCAUUUGGUAUUCCAGAUUGGCUGGGCAUUAUUAUGCUCUCUCAUUUCGUUGCAAUUGAGUGCGAUGCAAUGAUGGCAUAGCGAUGGCGUUGGGCAUCUGAUUGUUGUGUCUGAUAUGUUUUAGUUAAUCAGGGUUACCGGUGUUUGCCCGUGUCUUUUUAGUAUUAAAGAAGAAAAAAUGGUGAAGAA